AUGUCUGCUAUGACGGGUCCGAGAUCACCUACUUCUCCAUGGCCUCAGGAGCCACCAAACCUACAAAUUACAGGUCACCCUACCUCAGCAGCAAUUUUUUCGUUGUGUGACUCUCAUCAGUCUCCGCUCAACUCCAGCCUUAGUCCUCGCAAUGCAGUCCCAGAACGUUCGGGUCCUAAUUAUUUCUCUAUCAGCGUAGAGAGUUCCUCCACCCCGAGAAAGACUGGUGAUACACUCUCUUAUACCCAGUCCUCAAUUCCUAGUCCGAAACCACACUUAUUACCCACGAAGGCUGUGCUCGAUGAUUUUGCGAAUCAUAUAGGAACUGGCUCAACCGUUGACGAACGCAGUGUGUCUGCGAUCUACAGACGCUCUUUAAGCCGUGCCUUGCCGAAAAAGGAUUCUAUUCCUGACCGAUCUGACACCUCUUCGAACGCAACUUCUGAAAAUGGUCGCGCCGUUGCAGUUGAGCGCUGUGCUGAGUUACUUGAAUCCUCACCCAAUGAUGUCAUACUCUUAGAUGUGCGGCCAUAUGCGCACUUUGCGAAAGGGAGCAUCAAGGGAUCAUUGAACCUCUGCAUACCAACGACUUUAUUGAAGCGCCCUUCGUUUGAUACACAAAAGUUGGCAAAUACUUUCACAAACCACGUGGACAAGAUGAAUUUUGCGAGGUGGAAAUAUUGCCGUUAUAUCAUCGUCUAUGAUGCAGGGACUUCUGACAUGAAGGAUGCGGGGCCUUUAGCCAAUGUGCUGAAAAAGUUUACGACCGAAGGAUGGAAUGGAGAUGGACUGAUACUUAGGGGUGGGUUCGACUCAUUUUCGAACCGAUUUCCGACUCUCCUGCAACAGAAAAGUUCGCCUGCAAAACCGUCAAAAAAGCCAACUUCAAUGCAUAUAGACCUACCAUCUGUUGCCCCGAUUGCUGGGGGCUGUGCUUUGCCUGAUUCCUCACGUCCUACGAUCCCCUUUUUUGGGAACAUUAGGCAGCACAUGGAUCUUCUUGGUGGUGUCGGACAGAUUCCUCUCCAGCUGCCUGAGAGUCUGACAGAAUCGUUGAGGCAGUCACUUCCACCUUGGCUGCGGGAGGCGACAGAUCCAGCAGACCAAGGCCGUGGUGUUUCAGAGAAAUUCUUAGAACUCGAGAAGAAGGAACUAGAACGCAUGAAACAAGCCCUGACUUAUGACAAGCCUUCCGAUACUUCAGCAGCCGGUGUUUUCCCAGCGAAAUUCCGUGUCGCAGGUAUAGAGAAAGGCACAAAGAACAGAUAUAACGACAUCUAUCCCUUUGACCACUCCCGAGUGAAGUUGCAGGAUGUGCCGCCUGGGGGGUGUGAUUACGUAAAUGCAAACUUCAUGAAAGCAGAGUAUGGCAAUAAAUGCUACAUAGCUACUCAAGCCCCUGUGCCCGAUACAUUUAUUGAUUUCUGGCGUGUCAUCUGGGAACAAGAUGUCAGGCUCGUUGUUUCGUUGACGGCAGAGUUCGAAAGAGGCCAGAUUAAAUGCCACCCAUAUUGGGAGUCUGGGAAAUAUGGGCCUCUUCAGGUUAACAACUUUUCCCAGAAAUACCUCGAUAUAGAUUCUCCAGAUUCGCAGCAAGUCGAUUCUUCAUUCAGAACAAACGAGGAUUCCGGUAAACCUUAUAUAAUUCAAUUGUUCCGGGUGCUCCAAAAACGCGCGUCCCAGCAACUAUAUGGUGCCCAGUUCACUGCAAGUUGCACUCAGUUCCACUUUGGUUCGUUGGUCCUUGAUGUCAAAGCCUCAUCGCUGGCCCCCUCUGAGCACCAGAUAUUUGCGCUUGUCUAUAAAGGACAUGAGGACAUUCAGCUUUUCCGCACCGAGAAUGGCCAGCUUCAGCUUAAAGCUUGCUUGAAACCACACCGACUUCAGCCAGGAGUAGUCGAGGUUCUAAGGACAGCCUUUGAUGCAGAUGAUGGCCUCUAUGUCCUACAACGCUUUACACCUACGACUGAAGAAAGUCCAGACUCGGGGCAUCCGUUCAUCAAACAAGCAUUCAAGUCCUAUAUUAAGGGGCAGGUCUAUCUCAUUCGCUAUUCCCUCCAAUCUCGACAUGACCCCGUUCGCGUCUGUACGUUUCCAGACCAUGCUGAGUAUGAGCCUCUGGCUCUUGCCGCUGCCCAUCGAGAUACUUUUGCAAUUUCCUGGCAGCAUUCCCAUGAAAGCGAAGAAUAUGAAGUAGUGCUUUAUAAUGCACAGAGCGCAUCUAGCGCUCACAGCCUACCAAGCGUAAUAGACUGGACCAAACAGCGUCAAAAUGAUGACAUACAUCCUCAUGCAAGAUUAGCCAAUCCCCGUUUCAAUUGUAAGAAAGGUCCUGUGAUAGAGCUUGCAUUCAACGAUAGAUCAACCCAAAUACUCUAUUACCACCGUGCCCAAACUUUAUAUGGGUCAUUCCAAAACAUCAAAAGAAUCAAUAUGACUUCUUUCCCGGUCCAGCCUACAUUAUAUCAGAACUCAUCCCUGGUGCAGUUCUCGGGUUCUUUGCGUCUGCUCUUCUCAAUCGCCAUUCCCUUUUAUGGGACACAUGCAACGCGAGUGGAGGAAAACGGCCAUUCCAGAUGUCAGUGGAAAUACCUUGCCUUCGGAGUAGCCACUCAUCGCACGGAAGAUUGGACUGUCGCAUGCUUGUUGAAAUCCGAAGCAUUCUGCUCAUCUGAACAUUGUGGGCAUGUUCUGAACCUCGAACGCGGGCGACGCUUUCUUAACUGGACAGUAGUUGCACGACUUUGGGGCUUUCAGGAUUCGAAUAAUUCCCUCGGUUGUAAAGUCGCUACUUCAAAACAUGGCACACGGAUUGCUGUCGCUAACUGGAAUGUCUUGUACAUCUGGGCAUUGCAGCCCAGUGCACUCAUCGAACAAAAUGCCAACGGAUAUUACCCGUCCUUGCUGCAGUCCCCCGGUUCGGCAAUGGUCGAACUACGACCACUCGUUAUCCCACUAGAUGCAGUCUGCUUCGAAUUACGUUUCACAGAUGCGGAGGACGAAUUGUUGGCUAUUACAGACCGAGGGUUGAUGUAUUGGAAUCUUGGCCCGCUAGGAAGAGGCCAAAGAAUCACUGAAGAGCUACCCGCUUAG
Messenger RNA from Aspergillus pseudotamarii, 3093 nucleotides. RefSeq names its product putative protein tyrosine phosphatase (Pyp1) (gene ptpA). The transcript is spliced from 4 exons. Gene Ontology annotation, biological process: protein dephosphorylation. The record is from RefSeq and is a predicted model, not a curated record. Gene Ontology annotation, molecular function: protein tyrosine phosphatase activity. Lineage: Eukaryota; Fungi; Ascomycota; Eurotiomycetes; Eurotiales; Aspergillaceae. Bases 1 to 3093 code for a protein of 1030 amino acids.